CUGACUAGCCAAUCAGAGGCGGCGCUGCGGUGUCCCGCUCUAAAGCGCAUUAAUGGCGUCUCCUGCUGCAGCGCUGGGCAGCCAUGUGUGGCUGGGCGCCGAAACGGGCCUCCUGAAAGGAGUCAACCUACAAAAGAAGAAGGCCACAAACUAUAAGUUGGGAGAUGCAUCCGUCAGUCGCCAUGAAGCUGUCACUGCAAUGUGUUGGGGAGAUCUGUAUGAAUCUGAGAUAUUAGUGGGAUGCCUUGAUGGAUCGGUUAGACUGUUCAGUAUUGAGAAGGGCAGGUUUAUCGAGACACAAAACUGUCAAGGGGGCGAAGGAGCAUUUUGUGGCUUGUGUGUGCUUGACAGCUGCAGCUCCCUUGUCACCUGUGUAGAGUCUGGAUUGCUAAAAGUCUGGCGAGAUGUCUCCUCAGAAAAUGUUGAGAUUCAGGUAGGCUCUGGUGUCUGUCGCAUGCGCCAGAAUCCUGAACAUCCUCAUCAUGUGGCGACAGGUGGGAAAGAGAACUGUCUGAAGGUGUGGGACCUAUGCCAACCGCAGGAGCCCAUUUUCAAAGCAAAAAACGUACGAAAUGAUUGGCUUGAUCUGAGAGUACCUGUCUGGGAAAAGGACAUGCAGUUCCUACCUGGAUCAGAGAAAAUUGUUACCUGCACAGGUCACCACCAGGUCCGGCUCUAUGACCCCAGCUGCCCACAGCGCCGGCCUGUGUUGGAGGCUACAUUUGGCGAGUACCCACUCACUGCUCUUUCAUUGACUCCUGAUGCAAAUUCUGCUGUAGUUGGAAGUUCACGAGGGGAUGUGGCAGUCAUAGACCUUCGGCAGGGGCGGUUGCUGAAGUGCCUGAAGGGUUUUGCUGGGAGCGUCCGUGCCAUCCAGUGUCACCCUGUGCUCCCUCUGGUAGCUUCAUGUGGGUUGGACCGCUUCCUUCGUGUGCACAACCUCCACCACAAGCGCUUGGAGCAUAAGGUUUAUCUGAAAUCCCGAUUGAACUGCCUGCUGCUCAAUAGCCGGGAGAAAUGGGAGGAUGAAGCCCUUGACCCUUCUGCUGACCUAGAAAGUGAUGUGAAAGAGGAGGAAGAUGAAGUCGAUGAAAUUUGGAACUCCAUGGAGGUGGUGGUCGCCAAGCGGAAAGCAGAACCACAGCCAUCUUCUGAUAUGGAGUGCGGUCAGCAUCAAAAGUCCAAGGCCCCAAAGAAGCAGAAGAAAAUUAAAAAGGUUGACUCUUGAUAUCAGGAGCAAGAAAGGUGGAUGGAUGACCUCUGCCUUUUUAUUUCAGAGGAGGCAGAUGCAAAGCUACUGGAACCUUAACCUGGAUUCUUCCUACAGAAGAAGAAGCAAGGAAGGAUGCCCAGCUUCCUGCAGGACAGCCUUGUUGUGUGGGAGGGCUUUCAUCCACAGAGACUUGAGUUUGGCUCUUAGGCACCACAUGGUCCUCUUCCUCCAUCAUUGAAGCUUUGUACAAGAAGUUGAGGGAAGGAGAGGUGAAAUUCUUCAUUCUCUUCUCACUUUGACUGCUGUGCAGUUUAUCUAUUUAAUUUUUAAAACAUUUCUUUUAGAAAAUAUGCCACCCCAGAAAUAAUGCUCAAAGUACAGUAAAGAUACAGACUGAUUUGAGAGGUUGCUGCAUAUGGGGAAAUUGGUCACUAAUAUCCCAUUUUGCCACUGUGCGGAAAAGCUGAUGACUUUCUCUCAGAGAUCUCACUAAACUUUCUCUGUGCUGUGAAGAAUCAGACUACCAAGCCUUCCUUUGUCUUUAUUAUAAAUUCACUUUAAUUCUGUAUCCUUCCAAUUCUGUUAUCAUAAAAAACAUACAACAAUC
Sceloporus undulatus (fence lizard) is the source of this 1820-nucleotide messenger RNA. It is a transcript of the gene WDR74, whose product is annotated as WD repeat domain 74. The transcript has 11 exons. Lineage: Eukaryota; Metazoa; Chordata; Lepidosauria; Squamata; Phrynosomatidae. Gene Ontology annotation, biological process: ribosomal large subunit biogenesis. The coding region runs from base 53 to 1228 and encodes 391 amino acids. Gene Ontology annotation, cellular component: nucleolus; preribosome, large subunit precursor. Gene Ontology annotation, molecular function: protein binding. The record is from RefSeq and is a predicted model, not a curated record.